Molecule: messenger RNA, 1161 nt
Organism: Yarrowia lipolytica CLIB122
Lineage: Eukaryota; Fungi; Ascomycota; Dipodascomycetes; Dipodascales
Biological process (GO): protein geranylgeranylation
Cellular component (GO): CAAX-protein geranylgeranyltransferase complex
Molecular function (GO): CAAX-protein geranylgeranyltransferase activity
Source: RefSeq, a predicted model, not a curated record
AUGGAGAAAACUAAACACACAAAAUACUUCAGCCGCUGCCUGUUUCUGCUGCCAGCACAAGCGACUUCCUACGACGGAAACCGGCUCUCCAUCGUCUACUUCUGCCUGAGCGGACUAGAUCUUCUGGGAACCCUGGAUCAGUUCAUCAAGACAGACGAACAGAGAAAGGAGUACAUUGAGUGGAUCUACAAGCAGGUGGUCGAGUCUGGGGAGGGAUUUCGAGGAUCCCCCACGUUCAAGCUCUGUGGACAUGAGCAUAGCGAGUCACGAGAGGGAGACAACAAAUAUGACCCGGCUAACCUCGCAGCCACAUUCUUCGGCCUUGCGUGUCUCGGCAUCCUAGGUGACCGGGAGAUCUGGACACGUCUAUCGCGUGACAAAAUUCUGUCGUAUGUGGCUUCUUGUCAGCGUGAUGACGGCAGUUUUGGAUCCUUUUGCAUUGAUGGAAAGGUGGCCCCAGAUUAUGAUAUGAGAUAUUGUUACCUGGCCACUGGCAUUAGACGACUGGCACGUGAUACCUCAGAGAGAUUGUCUAGUUCGCGAGACAUUAACAUCCCUGCUAUGGUUGGCCAUAUCAAGAACACAGAGUCGUUUCAGGGAGGCAUUGGACAAGGUCAGACGGGCAACGUCACCGAGCCGCACUCCGGACUGACAUAUUGCGGACUGUCAGCGUUGAAGAACGCCGGCCAACUGAACAACAAGGAGUGGGGAACAACGUUAGAAUGGCUUGUGGGCAGGCAGUGUGACGAGAGAACAAGCGAGACGCAGGUGUCCGAGUCAUCUAAGAGAGAUGACAAUGACUCGUCGGAGGAAGAACAAGGAGACCCCCAGACUGGAGGUUUUAAUGGCAGAGUUGGAAAACUGGCAGACACAUGCUACUCAUUCUGGGUGGGUGCUUCAUUGGCCAGUCUGGGAGGUACGAAUUAUGUUUCGGCUGAUCUGGCCCGUGAAUAUCUUCUCAACAACACUCAGAACACACUUCUGGGUGGCUUUGGUAAGACCCCCGGCGAGAUUCCAGAUCCUUUGCAUUCUUAUCUCGGCGUUUGUGCCCUGAGCAUCUUUGGACAGCCAGGUUUGGGUAAGGUUGUUCCUGAGCUUUGCAUUAGUGAGAAGGCCUUUGAAACGUUGACUGGAGGAGAUAGCACGAGUGUGGCUGUAUGA